AUAAUCUAGAUUUAAAAGAAGAUCAUUUAUUCAUUCAAAAUUAACAUAAACAGCAAAUAAAAAGUUAGCCGGUAUUUACUAAGCAAUCAAACAAACAAACAAAACAAAUAUGAGAGGAUUUUUCAGAAUGGGUUUUAACAUGGCUAGAAAGUAGCCUUUAAGAUCUUGGGCUGUUCCACUUGCCUUAAGUGCAGCAACAGGGUUAAGCUAUUCAGUUUAUGCAGAAACUUAAUAAUAAAAUCAAUAGCAUAGCAGUAGUUCAGUUGUUAAUUUAAACCCUAUUAAGCAUUCAUCAGCUGAGCCUUUGAUCAAGCUUAAGACUAGACAAGAUCAUUUGGCAGAUAUUUAAAAAACAGAAGAGUAUGAUAUUAUAGUAAUCGGUGGAGGUUGCAAUGGCGCUGGAGUAUUCCUUGAAGCAGCAAAUAGAGGAUUAAAAUGUUUACUUGUUGAGGGAGGUGAUUUUGCUGCAGCUACUAGCUCUAAGUCUACCAAACUCAUUCAUGGUGGUAUCCGUUACCUUUAGGAGGUCUUUGAGUUUUCUCUUAAGGGUGGUAGAAUAGAAAAGUACAAUUUAGUGAAGGAAGCUUUAAGAGAGAGAACUCACUUCAUAGAGAAUGCUUAUUACAUGAACAGACAAAUUCCUUUUGUUGUUCCUACAACAAACUUGAUUAUGGGAAUAUACUACUACAUAGGAGUUCUGGUAUAUCAUGGUAUUUACAGAUAUUAUUUAGAUUCAGACAAGAGCUCUUUCAGAAUGAAAAUGCCUUAAUGGUAUGGAGGUAGAUAGCUUAGAGAAUACUUCCCUCAUUUAGAUCAUAAAUAUAAAUACGGUAUAGUCUACUAUGAUGGUUAAUUUAAUGACACUAGAAUGAAUUUAGAUAUUCUUUUAACAGGAACUUAGCAUAAUUACAACGAGAAUUUCUAAGAAGGAAAUAUUCUCAACUAUGCAGAGGUAACACAAUUGAUUAAAGACCAAAAAACAGGAGAAAACAAAGGAAUCGUUUUUAAGGAUAAAAUUAAUGGAAAAGAUAUUUCAGUUAAAGGUAAAUGCAUUGUAAACUGCACAGGAGCUUUUGCAGAUAAUAUUAGAAAAAUGGAUGAUCCUUCAUGCCAAAAGAGAAUUUUAGCUGUUGCAGGAUCUCACAUGACUAUGCCUGCUUCAUUCUGUUCUAGAAAGCACGCUUUAGUGAUUCCUGAAACUCAAGAUGGAAGAAUAUUAUUCUUAGUCCCUUGGUAAAACCAUGCAGUUGUUGGAACAACAGAAAGAGCUCUCGAUGAGCCUGAAUUAGAUCCAACAGUUUCAGCAUAGGAGCUUAUUUUUAUGUCUGAAGAAGUUGGAAAAAUCUACUCUAAUUUACCAUCCUCAGAAAUAACUAACAAUAUCAAUAGCAAAUGGGCAGGUCUUAGACCACUUAUUCUGUAAAAUUAAAAAGAAGGCGAGCCCAUUGAUACAAAGAAAAUAGCUCGUACUCAUGUCAUUGAAGUUUCAAAGAAUGGAUUAGUAUCAUUGAUGGGAGGUAAGUGGACUGUUUAUAGAUGCAUGGGAGAAGAAACAGUAGAUAAAAUUUUGGAAAUCUUUAAAUAAAAAGGAAUUAAAUAUAAUGAGAAUGCAGCAAAGAAAUCUAGUUUGAAUUUGAGACUUUUGGGUGAAGCUAAUUAAAAUGCAAAUUACAAAUUCCCCCCUAAAAAUUAAUAUGUUAAGAUUUAUGCUAGUGCUUUAGCUGAUAAGCAUCAAAUUGAAUACAAAGAAGCUAAAUAUUUAAUUAAAAAUUAUGGCCAAAGAGCUUUUGACAUUCUCAAUUUAGCUGAAAAUCAUACUAAAAAAGAUUAUUUAAAAUAAAGAGUUCAUCCUAAUCAUCCUAUUUUAAAGGCAGAAAUUCUCUAUCACUUAAAAUAUGAAAUGGCUUAACAACCUAUUGACGUUCUCUUUAGAAGAACCAGAUUUGGGUUCAUUGAUAGAAAGGGCAUGUUUGAAUCUUUAAAAACAGUAUGUGAUAUUUUUGCCGACGAGCUAAAGUGGGACGAAGCAAAAAAGCAAAAAGUGAUUGAGUAACAAAAAGAAAUAAUGAGAAAAAUGGAUUUCUGAUUGAAUAGUUAAAAUAAAUAGUUAAUAUUAAUUUAUAAAGGAAAAUAGUUAAUUAAUUAUAAAAGAAACCAAAGAAAAAUUUGAAUUAUUAAAAUAACUUAAAAUUGAUUAAUUAAUUAAUGAUUUAUGUACAUAUGCCAUUUUUUUUCAUUAAUAAUUCUCUCAAAAUUUUAAAUUCAAUCUUUUAACAAAUAAAUAAAUUAAAUUAAAGCAAAAAUAAAUUGCUUUUUGAUAUUUGCAUUUAUAUUUUAUAUAGGUAGAUUA
Molecule: messenger RNA, 2350 nt
Organism: Tetrahymena thermophila SB210
Lineage: Eukaryota; Ciliophora; Oligohymenophorea; Hymenostomatida; Tetrahymenidae
Product: FAD-dependent oxidoreductase
Exons: 4
Biological process (GO): glycerol-3-phosphate metabolic process
Cellular component (GO): glycerol-3-phosphate dehydrogenase (FAD) complex; mitochondrion
Molecular function (GO): glycerol-3-phosphate dehydrogenase (quinone) activity
Source: RefSeq, a predicted model, not a curated record